Messenger RNA from Sphaeramia orbicularis (orbiculate cardinalfish), 1242 nucleotides. RefSeq names its product hyaluronan and proteoglycan link protein 3-like. Gene Ontology annotation, biological process: glial cell differentiation; skeletal system development; positive regulation of neuroblast proliferation. Lineage: Eukaryota; Metazoa; Chordata; Actinopteri; Kurtiformes; Apogonidae. The transcript has 5 exons. Bases 83 to 1177 code for a protein of 364 amino acids. Gene Ontology annotation, cellular component: synapse; perineuronal net. The record is from RefSeq and is a predicted model, not a curated record. Gene Ontology annotation, molecular function: hyaluronic acid binding.
ACUCCAGAAUGACUUUUAUAAGUCAUCGACUGUUUCUCAACAGGUUUGAAGACCCAAAGUAUCAGGACUGUUCGUCCAUCAGAUGAUGAUGGUGGGUUUCCCUCAGGUUCUGCUGUUGAUGGGGGUUCUGCUGGUCCUUUCAAACCGGACCAGGGCUGCAGCUCAAAACCCAAAUCGUUCCCUCUACCACGAUUUCCUCAGUGAACCAGGAAACAAUAAAGGUCCUAGUGUGGAACUCCAUGUGGACUCUGCUCAGACGAUGGUUUUUGCCUCCAGUGGGGGGAACGCUACACUCCCCUGCAGGUUUUGGUUUGAGCCUGAGCUGAGUUUAGCCAGGGAAGUCCGGAUCAAAUGGUCCCGAACGUCUGCGGCAGGAGGACCCGAGGACGACGUGUUGGUGGCCAUCGGAAACAGGAGCCGAAGCUUUGGCAACUUCAGAGGUCGUGUCCAUCUUCGACAGGACUCUGCAGGUGACGCUGCUCUUAUUAUGACUGAGCUUCAGUUAAAUGACACUGGACGUUAUCGCUGUGAAGUAGUGGACGGGUUAGAGGACAGGAACUCUGCAGUCCACCUGGAGCUCCGAGGUGUGGUGUUCCCCUACCAGCAUCCUCGGGGUCGGUACCACCUCAGCUUCGUGGGAGCUCAGCAGGCCUGUGAGGAGCAGGACGCCACGCUGGCCACCUUCACGCAGCUCUUUCAGUCGUGGAAGGAAGGUCUGAACUGGUGCAAUGCGGGCUGGUUGGCCGACGGGACGGUCCAGUACCCCAUCACCAGACCCAGAGAGCCCUGCGGCGGACACGGCCUGGGCCCCGGGGUCCGGACCUACGGCAGGCGACACCAGCACAUGCACCGCUACGAUGUCUUCUGCUUCUCAUCCUCACUCCGAGGCACAGUCUACUUCCUCCAGCCUUCUCAGAAGAUGAACCUGACGGAGGCUCGGCGGACAUGUCAGGAGGACGGAGCCCACAUCGCCAAAGUGGGUCAACUCUACGCCGCCUGGAAGUUCCGCAGCCUGGACCACUGCGACGCCGGCUGGCUGGCCGACGGGAGCGUCCGCUACCCCAUCACCAGGCCACGGACAAACUGCGGAGACUCUGAGCCGGGGGUCCGCAGCUUUGGCUUCCCACCCCCCCAACACAAGCAUGGAGUCUACUGCUACAAGGCAGAGGACCAGUGAAUGCUGCUCAGGGGAUCUGAUUCAGAAACACAAUAGAAUUUUCAUUAUUAUAUUUUCUUCAGUGU